AUGAGUAUGGAAGAAAACAACAAUGCAACACCAUUAGGGGAACAAACAACUUUCGUUGCCCCGUCAUCAAAUGUUCGACUGAAGACAGACGUGGCUUGGAGAUAUGUUAAUGAAUUACAAUAUGAACAUGGAAGGAAAUCAUACUUCUGCAUAUUUUGUCAAAAAACUUUUCAUGGUGGAGGUAUUAACAGAAUGAAACAACACCUUGCGGGAGUAAAAGGUAAUGUUUGUGCAUGUCCAAAGGUACCGGUGGAUGUCAAAGUUCUUAUGCAAGGUAAUUUGGAGGAAAAUAAUCUAAAAGCAAAUGAGAAGCACGUUUGUUCUUCGGGAAUACAUAUUAAUUUGGAUGAAGAUGAAGAAGUACAAACAAAAAUAACUAAAACGAGCAAGAGGAAAGCUUCUUCAAACUUGCAAUCAUUCUUUAAACGAGGUAUAAAUGAUAUUUCUCAACCUUCGAUUAAAUCUUCUAUGCAAAGUAAAGAGAUAUCACAUGCUACGAAUAUGGCUCUUGCUUUGUGGUUUUACGAUACUUAUGCAAAACAAUCGGUGCACCUUAUUGUUGAGUCUUAUCGAAAAAAUUGGUCAGAAACGGGUUGCACAAUUAUGAGUGAUGGGUGGAGGGAUACUAGGCAUAGACCACUUAUCAAUUUUCUAGUUUAUUGCUCAAAAGGAAUAUCUUUUAUUAAAUCUGUGGAUGCAUCUGAUAUUGAAAGUAAUGCAGAAACGCUAUGCAACUUGUUUUCUGAAAUAGUUGAAAUUGUUGGUCCUAAGAAUGUUGUUCACAUGGUUACUGAUAAUGCUGCUAACUACAAAGCUGCUGGAAAAUUGUUAUGUGAGAAAUAUCCUUCUGUUUUUUGGUCUCCUUGUGUUGUGCAUUGUAUAAACUUGAUUAUGAAGGAUAUAAGGGAGCUGUCACAUGUUGAUAGCUUAAUUACUCUUGCUUCAAGGAUUAUUGUUUUUAUUUAUAACCACAAGUGGCCAUUGAACUGGUUGAGAAAAAGACAUGGGUGGACAGAAAUCAUUCGUCCUGGUGUCACUCGUUUUGAGGAAUUGUUGGGUUUACCACUCAAGCGUGAAUUGGAGUUUGGCAUUGAGGUAAUGUCAACUUUAGCUCUGGUGUCCAUUGCUCCCUAUCGAAUAGCACCAAUAGAACUAAAGGAGUUAAAGGCUCAGAUUCAGGAGUUGCUAAAGAAGGGUUUCAUUUGA
Molecule: messenger RNA, 1206 nt
Organism: Hibiscus syriacus
Lineage: Eukaryota; Viridiplantae; Streptophyta; Magnoliopsida; Malvales; Malvaceae
Exons: 3
Coding region: 1-1206 (401 amino acids)
Molecular function (GO): DNA binding
Source: RefSeq, a predicted model, not a curated record